Molecule: messenger RNA, 621 nt
Organism: Arabis nemorensis
Lineage: Eukaryota; Viridiplantae; Streptophyta; Magnoliopsida; Brassicales; Brassicaceae
Source: the annotation of a GenBank genome assembly
AUGGUACACAAAAACAUCAAGCUCGAAGACUUCGAUUUGAACCGAAGAGAACAGGACUUCAAGGCCCCAAAUCUGCCAUCACCAAUACACAAUCACGCUAAACCGGUUUCUUACUUGGCCGCAGCUGCAGAUAAUGAACCGGGUCGGGUCCAAUUCAAGAUAGGGCGCAAUCACUUCUCCCUUUCUUACACUAAGUUCCUGGACAUAUACCGGAUUGUUGGUGAUGCUUAUAGGCCUAGCCCUGUCUGGAAUGAUGCUGAUCUGGUAUGGCACAACAUUGCAAGUGAUGCUCCCUAUCACCCGAGUGUCUGUAGGAUCUCAAAGGUCAAGAAUCCGACGGUUCGCUAUGCCCUCCGGCUACUUGGCCACACCAUGUUUGCAAGGCCACAGCCGUGUCUGGCAAAGGACGAAGAAUUGCGGAUGGUGUAUGGAGCCAUCCAACGUUGGCUCAACAAUAGGUACGACAGACCGAUACAACGCCCUUGGAUGCGACCAGAGGUGGGAUCCUGGCUUCUUAACCAAUUCUUUCGGGUAAAGCAUGAUGCACUGGGUAGUCAAGACUAUCAGAUCUGCAUUGGAGGCCUGCUUACUCCCAUUUUCACAGCAUGCGGGAUUGACUAG